AUUCAUCCACUUUUUUCCCUACAUAAAUCCUUUUUUGUUUUCUCAAUUGUUUUGUCCAGUCUACAUUAAAGCAAGCAUCAUCAAGAAACCAACUUUGAACGAAGAAGUAUAAUUAUUCAAAUGGGUUUUAGAAUUAGCAAAAAUCAUGCCAAUGGAGAGGCUCAGAGGCACAUUGGUCUUGGUCUGAAGAGAAAACAGGACCUUAAGCAUUGCCCUUUUUGCCUCCUAUGAUUUAAUAUGUUUUUGGAGAUGAAUUCAAACAGCCUGAAUUUAUUCCUCUUAAAUAACCUAUAGAAAUUCCUUCCUCUGAUUUUGCUCUUUCCAUGUUUUCUCUCACAAAGACCUUAUAUUCAACCAUUUUUCUCGAGAACCAAACAGGAACUACUUUCUCUCAAAAAAACAGAACAAAACAAAAAGCUAAAGAAACACACACACCAAGAUUUUACCAUGCACUUCCCGUAGCCAUUCACACCCCAAAAAGCUAAUCACCUCCAAGCUCUCCAUCAAUAUUGCUUUUGAUCAAAUGGGUACAGCAACAUCAUCCAUGGCAGCGAAAUUUGCUUUCUUUCCACCAAAUCCACCAUCUUACACCAUAUUAGUGGAUGAAGAAACUGGAAAGCUCAGGCUCUCGUCAGACGUAAUCCACCAGAGGGACAACGUCGAUAUUCUGAAGUUAUGUACCAAGAAAGGCAAUGAGAUUGUUGCUACGUAUGUGAAGAAUCCUUCAGCUUCAUUGACAGUGUUGUAUUCUCAUGGCAAUGCUGCUGAUAUUGGCCAGAUGUAUCAUGUUUUCACUGAGCUUAGCUCGCACCUUAAUGUUAAUCUUAUGGGGUAUGAUUAUUCUGGCUAUGGACAGUCUUCUGGAAAGCCAAGCGAGCAUGACACCUACUCUGACAUAGAGGCUGCGUAUAAAUGCCUUGAAGAGACAUAUGGAGUGAAGGAGGAAGACACUAUAUUGUAUGGCCAGUCAGUAGGGAGCGGACCUGCUCUUGAAUUGGCUACUCAUUUGCCUGGACUGAGGGCUGUAAUUCUUCACAGCCCUAUCCUGUCUGGCCUUCGAGUCAUGUAUCCUAUCAAGAAAACUUUCUGGUUCGACAUUUACAAGAAUAUUGAUAAAAUUCCGCUAGUCAAUUGUCCAGUUCUUGUAAUUCAUGGAACAGAAGAUGAAGUUGUGAAUUUCUCUCAUGGGAAGCAGCUCUGGGAGCUUUGCAAAGAGAAGUAUGAACCACUGUGGCUCAAAGGAGGAAACCACUGCAAUCUGGAACUCUACCCAGAGUACUUGAAGCAUCUCAAGAAGUUCACAUCUGCCAUCGAAAAACUGCCGCCGCAUCUUCGAAACGUAUCUGCACAAAGUACAGAUCAACCUGAACAACCCUUGAAUGCAGCAGAAUACAAAGCGGAUAAGCCAAGGCCAAGCACAGAUCAUAAAGAGAAGGCUAGGCCUAGUUUUGGACAGAGAGAAAAAUCCAGGCUAAGCACAGACAAUAGAGAGAAAGCAAGAGCCAGCACUGACAGAAGAGAGAGGACGCGAAAGAGCAUUGAUCGCGUGGGGAAGGCAAGAAAUAGCACAGAUCAGCAAGAGAAAGCGAGGAACAGCUUCGACCGGUUGGGAGACAUGGUGAGGUCUGUUGGAUUGUGCAACGUUGAUUGUCUUAAGCAGACAGCUGCCGAGGCCUGAUCAGGUCAAGUUACCUUGUGGAUUCUCAAGUCUUUGUGAAGGCUCUGGCUUAGUACAGCAACAAUGUUGAACCUAAAUAGUCCUGGAUCACUUGAGCAAAAAUGGGAAAUGCCUUAGGUGCAGCCAUUGGAGCUUUCAACAUAGCAUCUAGGCGAAUGGAGUUUGGUCAGCCAGCAAUCAUCAUCUAUUCCCCGCAACUUAUUUGUUUAUUUAUUUCCCUGAAUUUCAUAACCUUCCUCCUCCGUUUUGCUGUUUGCUUUUGCUUGUUGAUAUUCUAUGUGAAUACUUGUAGCUGAAAUGAUCAUACUUGCUUUGGCAAUCCAGUGAAAAAUCUUCAUGAAA
This is a messenger RNA of Populus nigra (black poplar), 2020 nucleotides long. RefSeq lists its product as uncharacterized. The transcript has 7 exons. The record is from RefSeq and is a predicted model, not a curated record. Lineage: Eukaryota; Viridiplantae; Streptophyta; Magnoliopsida; Malpighiales; Salicaceae. Bases 524 to 1678 code for a protein of 384 amino acids.